Molecule: messenger RNA, 1329 nt
Organism: Diaporthe citri
Lineage: Eukaryota; Fungi; Ascomycota; Sordariomycetes; Diaporthales; Diaporthaceae
Exons: 1
Coding region: 1-1329 (442 amino acids)
Source: RefSeq, a predicted model, not a curated record
AUGACGACGCCGUUCGAUGACGAUGCAACCACAGCUUCCAUCGAAUCGGCUCACGACGAUGAUAUCGACAUAUCAAAGGCACCGAUAGUAGUGUCCUGGACCGGCGGUGAUGACCAAGCGCAAUCGUUGAGCCAUUCGUCACUCACCCACGAUCACGUCACGUUCGACGUCCACUUCGACGCAGAAUCCCAUACUGCCUUCUUCAAAAUCACUGCCAACCUUGCUUUCAAGGGCAAACGCAGCAGAUCCAACAUCUUUCUGUUCAUUCACCCCGAACGCAUCCGAUCCCUGGAUUUUGUCGAGCAAGAUGAUGAAUCCGCGUCCACGUCCAAGAUCCUUGGCACAAGCACCUACUCGCUGCACUUCGUUCUAAUCGAGCCUCCGGCGCUCGUCGUGCCGAAAGAUGACUAUGUGCCCAAGGGCGAAACGGCACGCAAUACACUUCAGGCUCUACAGGCCCUGUCUCGAGUGACACGCUUCCGCUUGGAUUUGCCGUCGAAUGUCCUGGCCAAGCAGCGUUUGCUUGCGCUUUGUGAGAAGGCUUCCUCUGGCGAAUCUCUCAAAACACUGCCUGGUGCCGCGAACCUGGCAAAACUAUAUGGCGGAAAGGGAGGUCAGGUCAUCCAAAGCGGGCAGCCUGUGACGACUGAAGUGCGGUCUGGUGGGGAACCGUCCGGGAGCGCUGAAAGGGCAUCCCAAUCAGCCCCUCCCCACGGAUUCCCACGGCAAAAGGACCCCGCGCCCAGUAGGCCUGCGGCGGCUGAAUUUCCUCCGUCUUACGAUGACCUCGGCCAUUCUCCACCAGUCUAUCCGCCUCCUAGCAACAAGCGCCGUCGUCUCGAUAGUCCAGAGGAUACGAGUCAGUCUGGACUGAAGAUAGAGGAGAUUUGUAGGCAGGGGUUCAGCGAAAUCGGUCGUCGGCUGGACCAUAUAGAAAAGCAACUUGGUACUCUGGGAUCUCGUCUGGAUCGGGUUGAGCAGCGCAUGUCUUCAGUAGAGGGCUCCUCGGGUCAACAAUCACACCAACGCUCGAGUGAGCACAGUGAUCAGGGUGGAGAUGGGCUCGACCAAAGGGUGGGGUGCGUGGAAGAGCGCGUGACAAGUCUCGAGGGAAAGCUAGAGUCCGGCUUAAGUGAGCUGGCAGAGAACGUCGACACCCAGGUCACUGAGCUGAGGUAUGAUUUUGACACCACCACCUUGAUUCGCAUAGAGGAUGAGAUGGGCGUCGCGCAGACGCAGCUUGAGGAAUUUGUGCGAGACGAACUCCGCAAUGUUGCUGAAGAGAUAGAUGAUACAAUUAGGGAGAAACUUCGAGAUGCAUUAUCAUAA